Durio zibethinus is the source of this 982-nucleotide messenger RNA. RefSeq names its product transcription factor MYB27-like. Gene Ontology annotation, molecular function: DNA-binding transcription factor activity; sequence-specific DNA binding. Gene Ontology annotation, biological process: regulation of DNA-templated transcription. NCBI's taxonomy places the organism in Eukaryota, Viridiplantae, Streptophyta, Magnoliopsida, Malvales, Malvaceae. The record is from RefSeq and is a predicted model, not a curated record. Gene Ontology annotation, cellular component: nucleus.
UUGAAACACCCCUCCCCCCCUAGUCAUCUGCAACAGAAAAAUGGUUCACGAAAAAGCUGAACCCAUGCAAGAAGAAAGUUUGCAUAAAGGGCCUUGGCAUGAGGAGGAAGAUGAGAGAUUAAUAACCUUUGUGAAACUUUUGGGAAGCCGGAGAUGGGAUUAUGUAGCUAGAGUUUCUGGUCUAAAGAGAAGUGGCAAGAGUUGCAGGUUGAGGUGGCUGAACUAUCUGCGACCCAAUUUAAAGCAUGGCCAUAUCAGUGCUGAUGAAGAAAAGAUCAUACUACAACUUCACAAGCGAUGGGGCAACAAAUGGUCAAUGAUUGCACGAAGGUUGCCAGGAAGAACUGAUAAUGAGAUCAAGAACUACUGGAGAACUUAUUUAAGAAAGAAAGCACUAAUUCAAGAGCAAGAAAAUUUUCAAUUAGGAAGAGACAAUGGCAAACAACUUUCCUUGUUUCAAGAAGAUGGUAGCAGCGCCCAAACUUACAAUGGUGAAAGCUACAAACCUUGUGAGGAUAUUUUGGAAGCUGGAAACGUUUCUUAUGAUGCUGUUGCGCUGUCAGAUUACACUCUUACAAGUUCACCAUAUCAAACCAGGUUAUCAGAUUGGAUAUCAGAGUUUCCAAGUGAUCAAAGUGAAAUAAAAUCUCAGGAAGACUCUAAUAGUACGGAUUCAUGCAACUGUUAUCCAGCAUGGAUUUCCCAGGAGAAUGAUUUAUGGGGAUGUUCAGGCUCCCUCUGGAACAUGGAUUAAAAUGUCACUGUUAAAAAGUGAAUAUGAAGAAGCUAUCAGAAUGUGAAACAUAAACAUUUUGCAUCACAUUAAUGCAUAACCAUAAAUGUACUUUUAUAUUUUUAUGUAUAUUUACUGUUUUUAAGGACUGAUUUCAGCAACCUCUCCUUUAUGUAUAGAUUCAAAGACCCUUUCUCUGUUAAAUGCCUUUCUAUUUGCUUUGGUAAAAGUAUUUCUUAGUUAAGGAAU